AUGGUUGCACUUUGUGCUUUCCUUUGCCAUGUCAAAGGCUGCAAAACUGUCCGAUAUGAGAACGGAUUCCUCUCCACGGAGGUUUCCGGAGGCCUCGUGCCACACCUCAGAGACCUCCUUUCCCUCGAAGAAGCCCCCUUCAAAACCUCAGGCUUCAACCCCGGAGAUUUCUUUUCUGAACCCCCCGAAAGCGAAGCCAUCAAUCGCCUUUCGCCCGUCACGGUGUCCGUGAUUCAAAGCGAACAGUACUUGUCGGAAGCACUCAAGCCUUAUUCAUCGCCCUCGUCCCGAUACCGUGCUCAUGACCCGACCUUUUGCGGCGACGAGGGAAUUAUCCCGGCCCACCACGACCUGGCUUUUCGUCUCUCCUUCAUUUUUUUCGGCCGUCGAUUCUCUCUCACCUCUCCGACGAAAGUCCCACGACUGCAUGCGGAAGCAGAACGACGACGACGACGACGACGCCUGCUGGUCGUGACCGGGGAUUUUCCCCUGAAGAUUUCCAGACUCGGAAAUCCGUCUUGUUCGCCGACGGCGCAGGGAAUGGUGUCCUGGAUCAGACACAAGGACAUCCACAUCCUGUCGACAGGGAAUUACAGGUACACGACUGACGAGAGGUUCGCAAGUUUGCACCAUCCGAAUUCCGAAGACUGGACGCUGCGGAUCCUCCGAACCACUCUCAACGAUUCCGGACUUUACGAAUGUCAGCUUUCGACUCAGCCCAUUAAAUCCGUCUUCUUGAACCUUUCAGUAAUAGAGAUCCCGGCCCUGGCACCGAUUCACCGCAUCCCGCGAUCCCUUCCCCCGGCGUCGUCCCGUGACAACGCCACGCGUCUCGACAGUGACGACGUUUCUUGGAGAUCCUGGCCCUUCGGCGUCCGAAAUUCCGUCGCUUUCAUUCAAAGGGACGAACUGACCGCGACUCAUCGACAAAUGCGCUCGACGACGACGACGAGGACCGGAUUGCCUUCAAAUGCGGAUGCCGCGUAUGAUUCCUCGAAUAUUUCUGACGGGUUCAUUUUCCGUCGCGUCAGGAAACACGCCUUUUCUCGCAUUGAUUGCUGUCCGACUCUUCCGUCAUGCAAAUCGAGAGAGAAAAACACAAACCCGAUUCAGUUUCCCGAGCUUUUCACCGAGUUGCUCCUCGAAAAGGAAGGGCUCGUGUCAGAGGCAGAAGAGGCAACACGAGAUCGCCAAGACGGGCUAGAGCCGGAGAACAGUGGGUUUCCUCAAAAAUGUAACUUUGCCUGGAUUGCACUCGGGCCGAAUAUUUUAACGCUUGUGCUUGUGGGGUAUAUAGAAGCAAUUUCCGUGCGGCCCGCUCUCGAGCACCAGCCGAGGCCACGAAUAUAA
Messenger RNA from Notodromas monacha, 1350 nucleotides. The record is from the annotation of a GenBank genome assembly. NCBI's taxonomy places the organism in Eukaryota, Metazoa, Arthropoda, Ostracoda, Podocopida, Cyprididae.